Thunnus maccoyii (southern bluefin tuna) is the source of this 3637-nucleotide messenger RNA. RefSeq names its product neurotrophic tyrosine kinase, receptor, type 2a (gene ntrk2a). The transcript is spliced from 20 exons. Bases 300 to 2738 code for a protein of 812 amino acids. The record is from RefSeq and is a predicted model, not a curated record. Gene Ontology annotation, biological process: protein phosphorylation; multicellular organism development; trans-synaptic signaling by neuropeptide, modulating synaptic transmission. Gene Ontology annotation, molecular function: brain-derived neurotrophic factor binding; brain-derived neurotrophic factor receptor activity; ATP binding. Gene Ontology annotation, cellular component: signaling receptor complex; plasma membrane; axon. NCBI's taxonomy places the organism in Eukaryota, Metazoa, Chordata, Actinopteri, Scombriformes, Scombridae.
GAUUUUGACUGACUGGCUGACUGGCUGACUGACUGACGGGGGAUUUUGGAGGAAACAAGCAGUAAAGGGACGACACACUCUCCUGGUUUUUCUUUCUUUUUUCCCACACAUUGUCGCUCUCUUGUCUGUCAGCGUUGAUACAGCCGAUGGUUCUCUAGACGCGCCGCCUGUAUCCAACUCAGCAUCGGUUUUUGCUUGAUUUCUCCUCUCCUUGAUUGGCUGAACCGGGGCUGAUCCCAGCCAACCUGGGCCGGGCCGUGGGGCUGUUCAGCGAGCCCUAGCUGAAGUUGGCACCCGAGAUGAGCGCCUUGAGACCCGGGAGCGGGGCUAUGUCUCCGCCGGGGAGAGGGUCUUGGUCGUGGCGGUGCUGCUGGUGGUGGUGGUGGGUUCUGGUAAUCGGGAUGGCAGUAGGCUUUAGGAUGUCCGCGGAGGCAUGCCCGUCUACUUGUUCCUGCAGCAGCACCAGGAUCUCCUGCGUGGACCCGGAGAAGGGUAUCAAUGCUUUCCCCGUCCUGCAGAGCGAGGCGGAGAUGGAGAACAUCACCGACAUUUACAUCGCCAACCAGAGUAGCUUCUCCUCCAUCAACGACAAAGACCUGCACUACUACAAGAAUCUCAGGAACCUAACGGUGACCAACAGCAGGCUGACUUAUGUAUCGAAGCUGGCCUUUCAAAACAAUAUCAAAUUACAGUACCUGAAUCUGAAAGAUAACAACCUGUCAUCGCUGUCCUGGAGGAUAUUCAGACACCUCAACAUUUCUUAUCUGAUCCUGACCGGGAACCCACUGCACUGCUCCUGUGAGAACAUGUGGAUCAAGCUGUGGUUAGGAGAGGAAGCAGACAAUCAGGAGCUGCGCUGCAUUGAGGAUGGAGGAGCACGCAAGUUUCUGUCAAGGCUGAUACUACCAAACUGUGAGGUUCCCAUGGCAACGUUGAGCCCAUCCAAAGUUAAGGUAAUGGAGGGGGAGAACAUGGAGCUGUCUUGUACGACCUCUGGAGUGCCCUCACCUGAGCUGAUCUGGAACAUGGCAUUGGUCACCAAUUAUGUGAUUGAGACAUCAGGUCAGAUUUCGGUGCUGCGAUUGUCCAACCUGUCGUCGCUGGACCACAACAGCAAGAUCACCUGCACAGCUGAGAACAUUGUAGGAGAGAAGGAAUCCUCACUGCUGCUGAAUAUACUUUUUCCUCCCAAAAUCACUAAGCUGAGUGAUGCAAUACCAGACCACCACUGGUGUAUCCCCUUCAGUGUGGCAGGAAACCCAAUGCCGCAACUAAAAUGGUAUCUGAACGAUGAGGCAGUGACGGAGGGGAUCUACAUCAUGACUAGGAUCCAUGACAUCACAGAGAGAGAGUACCACGGCUGCCUGCAGCUGGACAGCCCCACACACCUCAACAAUGGGCUGUAUACACUAGUGGCUGAAAACAAAUUUGGAUCAGACCGAAAGAAGGUGGAAGCCCACUUCAUGCGCAAACCCUGGGAUGGAACUGAGAGAGAGCCUUACUAUUAUGACCUAACCACAGAGGGUCCCCCUGUUGACCCACCUGAGGACAGAGUCGCUGUGUACGUGGUGGUGGGCAUCGCCGCUGUAGCGUUCACCGGUUUCCUCUUGAUGUUGGUUAUUCUCAAGUUUGGAGGAAACUCUAAGUUUGGCAUCAAAGGACCAUCUUCAGUUAUCAGUAACGAUGAUGACUCGGCCUCUCCUCUUCACCACGUCUCCAACGGUAGCAACACCCCUUCCUCGUCCGAGAUGGGCCCUGAUGCAGUCAUCAUUGGCAUGACCAAGAUCCCGGUGAUAGAGAACCCUCAGUACUUCAGGAGCACAAACAGCCUGCUCAAAACGGACACGUUUGUCCAGCACAUUAAGAGACAUAACAUUGUGCUGAAGAGAGAGCUAGGAGAGGGGGCCUUUGGGAAAGUCUUCCUGGCUGAGUGUUACAACCUCUCACCUGACCAGGAAAAGAUACUGGUGGCUGUCAAGACACUUAAAGAGGCCAGCGAGAAUGCCAGGAAGGAUUUCCACCGUGAGGCUGAGCUGCUGACCAACCUUCAGCAUGAACACAUUGUCACUUUCUAUGGCGUGUGCGUGGAGAGCGACCCUCUCAUCAUGGUGUUUGAGUACAUGAAACACGGAGACCUCAACAAGUUCCUCAGGGCUCACGGUCCGGAUGCGGUUCUGAUGGCAGAGGGCCAGACCACCAGACCUGUGGAGCUGACUCAGUCCCAGAUGUUGCACAUUGCCCAGCAGAUAGCGUCUGGCAUGGUCUACCUGGCAUCACAGCACUUUGUGCAUCGCGACCUGGCCACCAGGAAUUGCCUGGUGGGUGAGAACCUGCUGGUAAAGAUUGGAGACUUUGGCAUGUCCAGAGACGUCUACAGCACUGACUACUACAGGGUCGGAGGUCAUACCAUGCUGCCAAUCCGCUGGAUGCCCCCUGAAAGCAUCAUGUACAGAAAGUUCACCACAGAGAGUGAUGUUUGGAGUCUAGGGGUUGUUCUCUGGGAGAUUUUCACCUAUGGAAAACAGCCUUGGUACCAGCUCUCCAACAAUGAGGUGAUAGAGUGUAUAACCCAGGGCAGGGUGCUGCAGCGCCCUAGGACCUGUCCUAAAGAAGUGUACGACCUGAUGCUGGGCUGCUGGCAGAGAGAGCCGCACAUGAGACUCAACAUCAAAGAAAUCCACGGUCUGCUCCUCAACCUGGCCAAAGCCUCGCCUGUGUACCUGGAUAUACUUGGCUGAACACCGGAGGAGGAUGGAGGGGAGUUUUCGGACGUGUGUAUGAUGUCUGAGUCUGGAUUGUAUUGUAUGUAAGCGUGUAUGUGCAUGGGUGUGUGUGUACAAGGACGGACCUGGUGAUGAGGUGUGUGUGCGUGCGCUGUACAGGAUGUGAAGCUAUUAUCAAACUCUUAAAGGCAAUCAAAAAAUUCCUCAACUCAUCCCCAACUCCCUUUCUCCUCCCAAUUUCCUCUCCUUUGUGCAUCUCUACUCCUUCCCCCUUCCGUCCCGAAGAGACAUUUACUAAGAGUAAUUUAACUUUGGAGAAAAAAGGCUUCUCUCUUCUUUUCAAAUGCUUUAAACUGACUGGGGCUCAAUUGAUCAAACCUGAUUAACAGGAAUUUAGUGACUCAUCGUGAGGACCGAGCAGUGGUUCCCUCCCUCGCUGCCUGUCGGACAACAAGACUCUUUUGAACAUCCGGAAAUUUCACCAGAGUAAACAUGGAGACGCAGCUUGGGGAGGAUUUCUGGAAGCUUCGAUCCUUUGCGUGUAAAUAUGAGACUGUGCAACAGUGAGACGUUUCAGAGGAAAUGGCUCUGUAUGAUGUCGAGCCAUAAAGACACUGUGUUUUCCCCCUCUCACCCUGUCUGUCUAUUUAUCUGUCCGUCUGUCUUUCUGUCUGUCUCUCAGAACUGUACAUGAAUAUUAAUGUCAGCAUUCAUCCAACACAGCUUGUGGAAAAGACUGGACAGGUGAUGAUUAACAUUAGACUAAUGACCCCAAAAAAUAGAGGGAAAGUAAACACAAUCUGGUUUUCUUGCCUGUCAGAUGAAAUUAGGAGGUGGAGGUGACAAAAGAGGAUUUCUGGUUGGCCAAUUUCACAAACAAUAGGGUGCCAACUGAGGCUGAACUGAACUGCUGU